ACUACAGUGACGAACUUCCUGUCUACCUUAUCUUGUGUUCACAGGAUUUUUCCACUAUAAUUAAUAAAAGGGGAAGUGUGGAACGACGGGACAUGACAUAGAGACGCCGUGUUUGUGUCGCGAAGGUGCUAAAGGGAAAACCGUUCGGUCGUGACAGUCAACGAUGUUCUUUGUAUUCAUGUUGUCUUCCUUUGGCCAAGGACGGGGAAUUGGAAAAUCACAAAGAGACUGAGCUGACAACUGUCAGAUGAGCAUCGGAACUUGAGUAGGAUAUCUCAAGCACAAAUACGCAAGAAUUGUCAUAGUUUCGAAGGCAAUCUCAAUGCAGCGGUCGUCUGUUGACUUCAUCGAGUGGAAGAAGAAGGCAGUCUCCGGUUACAGUCUGUUCCCUUUGCGUUCAUCUCUCCCGGUAAAGUCACUACAGAAGGGAAAUAGGCCUGUUACUGCAAUUGAAAGGAAUUUAUGGGAUCACAAGUUUCAUCUGAUGAGAUGAGUGUGCGAGCGGGGCAGGGCAGUGAUGAGGUGCUGGUGUCGCAGGCGGUGUGGGAUUACCUUGCAGCUGCUGGACGGCCCUGGUUGGUUGACUUUGAGGACAAGCAGGGACUAAGUGCAGACAUCAUCCGACGUGGGGAGCGUGGCGGCUGCUGUGCUGUGCGGCUCUCCCCAGUGGAGGGCAGCAGCAGGGCCAGAACUGGGCUGAUGGAGAGUCCGGUUUCACCUGUCACACGGAAAGCCUUCAUAGACUUAUGCCGCUGUGCCCGGAAGGAGAUGACCAAACUGGAGGCAGCUCCCAAGAGAAAACGUUCUCUGUUACCCUGUGUGACAUCAAUGGAGCCUGAUGUAGAGGGGAGCUUGCUGCCUCCGCCUCCUCCUCAGCCACGGCGUUCCCAGAAGCAACAGCUGAAAUAUAGGAAAAAUUCAGACAUGGAGACCUGUGUGGUUUUACCCAUGCAACAUGAGGCCACAGCAAGAAUGGGGCCUCAAUUAAACCUGAGACAAGUAAAUGAAGAUGAGAACACCAUUUGCUCUAUUUGUAUGGGGGAGAUGGUGGAAAAGACAAUUCUGGACAAAUGUGGCCAUGCAUUCUGCCGGUCUUGCUUAGAACAAGCUUUCCAAGUGAAGAAGGCAUGUCCUGUGUGCAGACUUGUGUAUGGUCAACUAAUUGGUAACCAGCCGGCCAACGGGAACAUGAUGGUUGAAAGAGAUCCAGAUCUGGAGUUGCCUGGACAUGAAGGACACGGCUGCAUAUGCAUUAUUUACAGUUUCCCUCCUGGUUUUCAAGUGCAAGAACAUCCAAACCCUGGGGUGCGGUACCCCGGCACAGACCGUGUGGCAUACCUGCCAGACAGCCCAGAGGGAAACCGUGUUCUACGCAUGCUGCGCCGGGCAUUCGAGCAGAGGCUCAUCUUUACCAUAGGCACCUCCAUGACCACUGGCAUGCAUAACGUCAUAACUUGGAAUGAUAUCCAUCACAAGACCUCCAUAUGGGGCGGACCACGAUGCUUUGGUUAUCCAGAUCCCACUUACCUUGUGCGGGUGACAGAGGAACUGCGAGAGAAAGGAAUAACAGCUGAUUGAUUAUUUGUUUCUAGCACUUAAGAAAUUUCAAGAGGAUGUCAAACGUGCACUUGACCACAGUCUUUGUUUAAACUCACCGUCAAAUUAGCCACAACCAUCUGCUGCAGCAUUGGUUUGAUCAGGAUGCUGUGUUCAUGAUGUUUAACAGUUUAAUUCAGUCAUUAUGUUUAGCUUUGUUCUUUGGGUUACAUGAGUAAAGGCAGUGUGUUUAACAUAAACUUUUUUGUACAAACUGGGGUGCACUCUGAGACAGAUUGUUCAUUAUAAGAUACAAAGCUGAGUUUAAGGUACCCAAUGGAGUGCUAAAAUGUGAAUGUCAAGAAGGUGUACACGUUACCACAUCUACAGUACAACCUUCCACUUGCCUGUUUCAGGUAAGAACCAAUCACUAUUCUGAUGUCCUCCCUCUUCUUACUAUGUUUCUUCCAUCCAAACUAUGCUUAAUGGCCUUUUCACAUUAUGGAACAUCUGGAUGAGGACAAAUGAGGGACAAAUGGCAUAGCACAGCUAAAUGGGUACAGCUGGGACAAUCCCAUCAAACUCUUUUUUUUUUUUUUAUUCCCUCUCUCUCUCUCUAGUAAUCAGCACUAAGAGGCACUUUGCGAUGGAGGUAUCUUUUUAUUAUGAGAAUUUAAAGUGUAUUCUGCCUGAUCUUCCAGACUGCAGGCUCUACAGAGGUUAUUUCAAGCCUUUAUUAUAAGAUCCUAGUAAAAGAGAUGCAGGUUGUUUUCAGUGUGUGUCCUAGCUUUGUUCCUUUUCUCUCAUCCCUAGCAAAUGUUUUGGUCUUUCGUUUCAAGAUCAGGUGCAUAAAAUCGUUAAUGUAAGUUUGAUCUACUUUUUCCUUAUUUGUUUGUUAAUGUACUCAAUUCUGAGUUUAUUUGAUCACAUUUCUUUUACAUAUAUAAAAUGAUGUCACAAUAAAAGGGCGUGUAAAUCACUUGAACCAAACUAAAAGCAUAAUAGCGCAACACAACUGUAACCAUUGUUUUUAAUGCCUCAGGCUUGGAGAAAAGCCUAGCACGUUUUUUUUUUCUUUCAUGGAAAUGUUAUUGUGCCUUCUUCUAAAGGUCACAGACAGUUGCUGCCUGUUAUUACUAAUGGUAAUCGCUAGUAUUUGUUAAGCUGUGUUCUUAUUGGUCUGAAGCAUUUACCUUAUUGCAGUAUUUCAACUUUAAGCAAAUUGCACCAUACUUCAAGAGACUCAUUACCAGAUUUCUAAUUGAUUAACACAUACAAAAUGUGUUAAAUUGGCUUUGUGUAAUGGUAUUUUAUUAUUAGCGGUUGCUUAUGUUUUACAGUAUCAUUAAAUAAAAAAGGAGAAUCAGAUUUCAGUUUUCUUUCCAUACCAUAUUCCCUUUACCCCACCCUUUAAGUUAUGAAGGACCAAUAUAAUCAGGAUUUGUAGGAAUAAAUUGUUACUGUCAUGCAAAUUUCUAUGCACUUCAAAGUUAGAUUUAUAAAACAGACCUCCUCGGAUGACUGAUUGUUUAAAGUAAAGAAUUUGCCUUUAUAGUUGUGUUGAUUUGUAUUACAUAAUUGAAUUGUAUGCUACAAUAAAAAUGUGCUUUACAUUUUCAUACUUGAAUAAAGGGAUUCUGUU
This is a messenger RNA of Xyrauchen texanus (razorback sucker), 3178 nucleotides long. RefSeq names its product deltex E3 ubiquitin ligase 3 (gene dtx3). Gene Ontology annotation, biological process: protein ubiquitination; Notch signaling pathway. The coding region runs from base 463 to 1578 and encodes 371 amino acids. The transcript is spliced from 5 exons. The record is from RefSeq and is a predicted model, not a curated record. NCBI's taxonomy places the organism in Eukaryota, Metazoa, Chordata, Actinopteri, Cypriniformes, Catostomidae.